CAUUUGAAAAGCGGCAGUUGAGGAAAGGGGCGUGUGCGUGUCUGUGUGCUUGAAGCGAGGAGGGGCGGGGAUUAAAAAAAACGCGCCAGAAAGAGGCUCCUCCCUCGCCCCGCCUCCUCCAACGGGCGCCAGUGAGAGAGGCCUGAGCGCGCGCUGCUGCCCGCUCGUUGGCUGCUAUCGCAGGGGUUGCCGGGAUACUUUGGUGACGAGCAAAGGGGAGGGGGAGUAAAGAAGGUUGGGGGGGGCGUUUUCACCUCAGUAUUGUUAUUAUUGUUAUAUUAUCCUCCAUCGUUCUCAUGGCGCACAAUCAGAUCUACUAUUCGGACAAGUACGACGACGAGGAGUUCGAAUACCGGCACGUGAUGCUGCCGAAGGACAUUGCAAAGCUGGUUCCCAAGACCCACCUCAUGUCUGAGUCAGAGUGGCGGAACCUGGGGGUCCAGCAGAGCCAGGGCUGGGUUCACUAUAUGAUUCAUGAGCCAGAGCCCCAUAUCCUGCUUUUCCGAAGGCCGUUGCCAAAGAAACCAGAAAAGUGAUGCGUGUUGACUCUCUUCCGUGUUUUAGAUAUAAGCACCUUUUUUAAAAAAAACAGUAACUGUAUUUUUGUUUUUUUGAAAAGUUUGACAAAUGUUUUCAGUAUGUCUGUCAAGACGCCACUCAACACAACAUUUAUGCCACCCAGGGAAAGCUUCACUUGCUGCAGAAAGAUUGCCUCCUGCAAAGGACUGAUUUAGCUGCUGAAACACUGAUAUUUUUUACACUGGCUGAAGGCUCCUGCUUCAUCCCGCACAGCAGGCUGGUUUGGUUUUUAAACAGGGGAGAAUGCAGUGUGUUUUUCUGCUUGGAGAUUUCUAAUCUAAGUUUUUAUUUCUUUUCUAAACUUUGUUUUUCAUGUUAUCCUUUGGAACUUUUAAAAGGUUUUCUUGAUAUGAUUGUUCUUAAAGCUCUAUCAAUAAAAAGCCAAGAUUUUAUACUU
Rhineura floridana is the source of this 976-nucleotide messenger RNA. RefSeq names its product CDC28 protein kinase regulatory subunit 1B (gene CKS1B). Gene Ontology annotation, biological process: regulation of mitotic cell cycle. Gene Ontology annotation, cellular component: cyclin-dependent protein kinase holoenzyme complex; SCF ubiquitin ligase complex. Gene Ontology annotation, molecular function: cyclin-dependent protein serine/threonine kinase activator activity; ubiquitin binding; protein kinase binding. NCBI's taxonomy places the organism in Eukaryota, Metazoa, Chordata, Lepidosauria, Squamata, Rhineuridae. The transcript is spliced from 3 exons. The coding region runs from base 297 to 536 and encodes 79 amino acids. The record is from RefSeq and is a predicted model, not a curated record.